ACAGUAUUAGCAACAACAAAACAACAAAAAAUGUCCUGCAUAUCGAGCAAUUUUAGCUCAUUCUUCCUCAACUCCUUGAACGAUCCUUCAGAGUUUUCCAAGUACUUGAGCAAUGGCGAACUGAAAUGCACAAAUUUCGAGGAAUUUCAAGUGUUUGCUGCUCAGUCAACGCAACAGCAGCAGCAACAACAACAACAGCAACUGCAGCAGCAGCAACUACAACAACAGUAUUCAUAUACAAAUGGCGUCGGCAGCGCUGAUUUGUGCUAUGAGACGACAGCGACGCCGACGUCGUCACAGCUGCAGUCGCUGCGCAGCUGUGAAGCUGUCGAAACGUCGACAGCGACAGCGUUGCCAAUGCCGCCAAACAAUCGCUGGCCCACAGCGGUGGCAACGCCAAACGGACAUGCGCCCGCAUCUGCCGCAGCAGCGGCCGCGGCUGCUGCUGCCGCCGCUGCCGCUCAGCAUUUCGAUGGUUCCUUUGAGUUUAUCAAAUAUCUGCGUCACUCCACGGAUUUUACGCCGCACAGUAGCAGCAAUAGCAGCAGCAGCGGCGAUGCCGUCGACAGCGCAGCCGCAGCGUCCGCUGCAGCAGAGAAAAUCAGCAGCAGCAGCAAACUGUUAACAGCUGCUGGCGCUGCAGCAGCGGGCAGAGUAACGCCGACGCCGCCAUUGCCGCUGCCUGCCUCCCCAUUGGGUGGUGCUGGUGGUGGUGGUGGAUCGAGCGGCGUCGGUAGCAUUGGUCUCCUCGAUCUGGAUUCGACGAGCGUUGCGCAAAAAUCGCGUUCGGCUUCGCGCAAAGUUGCCGCACUGCUUUCGUCCGUUUCCCGGUCUUCCAAUAGCUUGGAGGCGAGCUCUGCGACGCUGGAUGCCGUUUUCGAUCACGAUUCGAAGCAAACAAUGUUCGAAUUGCAGCACUUGACGAGCACUUCGAACGGUUCGAAUGGUUCCAAUUCGAAUGAGUCUUCGCUGGAAUUGCUCGCCUUUCCAAGCUCACAUCUAAAUGCUUCCAAUUCGAAUACCUCAUCCGAGGAGCAGUGUGGUGAAUUUGGUGGACUUCUUGGCGGUGGCGCUGCUUGCUCAUCUGGCUCAGCAGGUGGCGGUGGCGGAGGGGGUACGCCCAAAUUGUUGGGCAGCUUUGUGAUCAAGGAGAAUUUUGAAGUGCACCCGUCGCACAAGGUGGAGGAGGGCAUCUUCCAGCACAUGAACAAGCUGCCUUCGAAGAAGAAGGACACGCUCAAGCAGCUCGGCGUCCGCUUCACUGGCCAAAUGACAUUGACGGACAAAUCGAUUGUUGUCGACAAUUUCAUUCGAUUCUGCGAGGAAUACGACAUCAAGGAUCAUCGGCCGUGGCUGUCCUUAAACCAAUGUGGCCUCAAUAAACCAGAGCAAAUUAAAUUUGCGCGCUAUUUGGGCCAGGGAUUGCCAACGUUUACGCUCUUCUGCAUUUAUAGCAAUUUUAAGAAUCUGUUUUGCACCAAACGCACAGAAAUCUAUACCAAGGAUGGCUACAAUCUGCCUUAUAUACUCGAUAAGACCAAGCGCUUCCUGGCCAAUACAACAGCUGACCUCAAGAAUAUGGCAGCCGCGAAUGACGGCACGCUCGAGUUUGCUAGCAAUAACAGCAGCAGCAGCAGCAAUAACAGCAACAACAACAACAGCAACACCAUUAACAAUAACAGCAGCAGCAGCGUUAACAGUAACAGCAGCAACAGCACUAACAGCAGCAGCUGCAGCAACAACAGCCUCAAUACGGUUAACAGCUAUGCAGCAGCAGCGGCUCAACAACCAAUGGACACCCGGUAUGGUUGUGUGACGGCGACGUCAACGUCGCUGCCAGCACUGUUACCGCCACCCUCGUCGCUGCCAGCGUUGCCAUUAGGUCCACCGCCACGUUCGCUGGAACAGCUGAUCAUCUAUGAAAAUUUCAAUGUGCACGAAACGCAUCGCAUCGAAGACGGCGUUUGUACGCACAUUUCACGGCUGCCGCCCAAGAAGCAGGAGCUAUUGAAACAGUUCGGUAUACAGAGUAGUAGCCAGCAAUGUCUGAGCAAUUAUGAAAAGUGCAUACUCAUCGAGAACUUCAUCAAGUUUUGCAAUGAAUAUCAGAUAUCCGAUCAUCGACCCUUUUUGGACUUCCACGAGAGCGCUCUAUCCAAAUGUGAGCAACUUAAAUUUGUACGAUAUCUGGGCCAGGGGCUAUCCAAUCUGACGCUAAACAAGAUCUAUGUUGCAUUCAAGGAGCUCCUAGGCAACGGACGACCGGACAAAUCUGGUUCGGAUAACUAUAAUUUGGAUGUAUUACUGAAGAAGAAGCGCAAGAAUCUAUAUAAUCGCCUGAAUGCAUCGGCAACUAGUGUCGAUUUAACAGCGUACGACUCAGCACAACAAUCGCAACAUGCCCAAGUGCCACGCCCACAUCACGCCUUUGCCGCUUUAACAGCAGCGACGCAGCCAAACGACGUUUGCAGUGAUCUGCCGCAAUACAGUUAUGUGCAACGGUAAAAGCUCACAUUGACGCCUGCGCGGGCGUUUGCACAACUACAACAACAAGAAAUACACACACACACAUAUGCAAACACAUACAUAUUAAAUAUACUUCCUGGAACUGGACCAGUAACUGUUGUGUCUUCAAAACAUAAAAAAAGAGAAACAAAAACAAAAACAAAAUUAUACGAAAAAUGGAAAAUUUGUUAAGCAAAAUGAUGCUAAGUAAUUAAUUGAAAAUGAAAACUAAGUGCUAAAUUAUAAAUGAAAACAAAAACAAAAAAGAAUUACGAGAAAUUAGAGAAAAUUAAUGUAACAAUUACUUAUCGUAACAACGUAACGUAACGUAAUGGUAAUGAGAAUGAAAUUCCAAUUAGCAACACUACCACUAAACCAAAAAGAAUGCAGUUUAAUCUAAUAGAUAUCUAACGUUUCAAUACGUAUAUAAAUAUAUUUUGUGUAGUUGGGCAGAACAACAAGGAUCUAAUAAUAAUAUAUUUGUAGCUCGUGCUUCGGUUUCCAAAUUUUGAGUCUCCAUUUGUUUUCCAAAAAAGUUAAGCAAGCAAGCAAGUUAUAUAUACAUAUAGUAU
This is a messenger RNA of Drosophila grimshawi, 3077 nucleotides long. RefSeq names its product homeobox protein 5. The record is from RefSeq and is a predicted model, not a curated record. Gene Ontology annotation, molecular function: ubiquitin binding. The coding region runs from base 31 to 2505 and encodes 824 amino acids. NCBI's taxonomy places the organism in Eukaryota, Metazoa, Arthropoda, Insecta, Diptera, Drosophilidae. The transcript is spliced from 7 exons. Gene Ontology annotation, biological process: double-strand break repair via homologous recombination; protein deubiquitination.